UACUUUGAUGAAGAAAUGGAAAAUAUACCCAUAAGGAUUACAGACGUUCUUUUUAUAUACCAGAACGAGUUUUUAGGAUGUAAUGAUCGACUUGUUGUAACUCCUUUGACAGACAGAUGUUACAUCACAUUAGCUCAAGCCAUUGGAAUGAACUUUGGAGGUGCACCAGCUGGCCCAGCAGGUACAGGAAAAACAGAAACUACUAAAGAUAUGGGAAAAGCUUUAGGAAAAUAUGUUGUCGUAUUUAACUGCUCUGAUCAAAUGGAUUUUCGAGGUCUUGGAAGAAUUUUUAAGGGCUUGGCACAGUCUGGAACAUGGGGUUGUUUCGAUGAAUUUAAUCGAAUUGAAUUGCCUGUAUUGUCAGUAGCAGCACAGCAAAUAGCGAUCGUCUUAAAUGCCCGAAAAGAAAGGAAGGUUUCUUUUUUAUUUAGUGAUGGUGAAAGAUACUUAAUCGACUAUGAGUUUGGAAUUUUCAUAACCAUGAAUCCAGGAUACGCAGGCAGACAGGAGUUACCAGAGAAUUUGAAAAUAAUGUUUCGUAGUGUGGCUAUGAUGGUACCUGAUAGACAGAUAAUAAUGCGAGUCAAGUUAGCAGCUUGUGGUUUUAAAGAGAAUCUUCUUUUAUCACGUAAGUUUUUUACUCUUUACAAACUUUGUGAAGAGCAACUGAGUAAGCAAGUACACUACGAUUUUGGACUAAGGAAUAUACUAUCAUGUCUAAGAACUCUUGGAGCCCAGAAACGAGCUUAUCCUGGUGAAUCAGAAGAAACGACUCUAAUGAGAGUAUUAAGAGAUAUGAAUCUGUCAAAACUAGUCGAUGAAGACGAACCUCUGUUCCUCUCACUGAUUGAUGACAUGUUUCCUGGGAUAAAGCUGACAACGCAAACGUAUAGAGAAUUGCAAAGAGCCAUAACAAAUGCUACUGCUGCUCUUGGAAUUGAAAAUCAUCCUGAAUGGAAUUUAAAAGCGAUUCAACUUUAUGAAACAUCUCUUGUCCGUCAUGGCUUGAUGGUUCUAGGACCAACAGGUUCUGGUAAAACGCAGUGUAUGUGGACUCUUAUGAAAGCACUUACUGAACUAGGAAGACCCCACAGAGAAGUCCGAAUGAAUCCCAAAGCUAUAACGGCAUCGCAAAUGUUUGGCAAGCUUGACGUAGCAACGAACGACUGGACUGAUGGAGUAUUUUCUACAAUUUGGCGGAGAUCUACUCAAAUUCGAAAAACAGAGUAUCUGUGGAUAGUUUUAGAUGGGCCAGUAGAUGCUGUUUGGAUAGAAAACUUAAAUUCGGUCCUAGAUGAUAACAAAACCCUUACUUUAGCUAAUGGUGACCGAAUAAUUAUGGCACCAAAUAGCAAGCUCGUGUUUGAGCCUGAUAAUGUUGACAACGCUUCACCAGCAACUGUAUCACGCAUGGGAAUGGUUUUUUUUAGUGCUUCUGUUCUAAAAUGGUCAAAUAUUUUUGAAGCAUGGUGUAAGACCAAACAGUUUGACCAGGCCCAAGUACUUCGAGAAUUAUUUAGUAAAAUCUAUAAUGAGGCUCAUGAAUUUGUUCAGACAAAACUUUCCCCAAAGAUGAGUCUUCUUGAGUCGAUGUACAUACGACAGUGUAUUGAUUUGUUAGAAGGGUUACUUUCCUCAGUCUCAACAACAGAAUUACUAUCACCCAAGCAUAUUGAGAGAUUGUUUUUAUUCUCUGUGAUGUGGAGUUUAGGAGCAGUUCUUGAACUAGAUGACCGUGCAGCAAUUCAAGACUUUAUGUUACAGCAUCCAUCGAAACUUGAUUGGCCAGUUUGCAAGAGUGAUGAAACUAUUUUUGAAUUUCUUGUAUCAGAGAAAGGAUAUUGGAUACAUUGGGACCAAAAAGUACCUGAAUUUAUAUAUCCUUCCGACAGAAUUUUAGAGUAUUAUUCAAUCUUAGUUCCCAACAUCGAUAAUACAAGAACAAUGUACUUGAUUGACUUAAUAGCUAAACAAGAUAAAUCAGUUCUUUUGAUUGGAGAGCAAGGCACGGCAAAAACAGUUAUGAUCAAAAGUUUUCUAUCUACAUACAAUAUAGACUACCACGUGCACAAAUCAUUCAACUUUUCUUCUGCUUCAACACCUAAUAUGGUUCAGCGUAUAUUUGAAAGCUACGUUGAAAAACGAGUGGGCAAUACAUUUGGACCUGCCAAUGGUAGAAAGAUGAGUGUUUUCAUAGAUGACAUUAAUAUGCCUAUAAUAAAUGAAUGGGGUGAUCAAGUAACCAAUGAAAUUGUUCGUCAGUUAAUGGAGUACAAAGGCUUUUAUUCACUUGACAAACCUGGAGAUUUUUUAAUAUUGCAAGACCUUAUUUUACUAGCUGCCAUGAUUCAUCCUGGAGGAGGAAGGAACGAUAUUCCUCCAAGGUUAAAAAGACAAUUUAGUAUAUUUAAUUGCACUCUUCCGUCUAACAAAUCCAUGGAUACAAUAUUUAAAUCAAUUAGCAACGGAUACUUUUGCAUGGAAAGAUUUUCUGAGGUCAUAGUAAAUUUUGUUCCAAAGUUAAUACCUUUGACACGUAUAGUAUGGCAACGGACUAAAAUAAAAAUACUCCCAACUCCUGCAAAAUUCCACUACAUUUUUAAUUUGCGUGAUUUAUCGCGAAUAUGGGAAGGAAUAUUAAGAAUCGAGAGAGCAGAGUGUGAGUCAAUUACGACUCUAUUAAAACUUUGGGAACAUGAAUGUAUUAGGGUUAUAGCUGACAGAUUUAUAAAUUUUGAUGAUAAAAACUGGUUCACAAAGAUGUUACGUGAUACGGCACAGGAGUUACUUGGCAAAGAUUUUAAAUAUUAUGACCCUGCAGAAACUUACUUCGUUAACUUCUUACGAGAGCCUCCUGAACCAACUGGUGAUGAGCCAGAAGAUUUUGUUCUCGAAGCACCAAAAACUUAUGAGAAAAUGCCAAGUUAUGAUUUCGUCAUUUCAAAAGUGAAAUCAUUUAUGGACCUGUAUAAUGAGUACAUUCGAGGAACUCACCUUGAUUUAGUAUUUUUUCACGAUGCUCUUGUGCACUUGAUUCGUGUAUCUAGAAUUAUCACUGUUCCUAGAGGAAAUGCAAUGUUGGUUGGUAUUGGAGGAUCCGGAAAACAGUCUUUAGUUCGCCUUGCUUCUUUCAUUGCAGGAUUCAACUUUUUUCAAAUUGUUUUAACAAGUAAAGUAUUUUAA
This is a messenger RNA of Copidosoma floridanum, 3183 nucleotides long. RefSeq names its product dynein heavy chain 8, axonemal kl-3 (gene kl-3). NCBI's taxonomy places the organism in Eukaryota, Metazoa, Arthropoda, Insecta, Hymenoptera, Encyrtidae. Gene Ontology annotation, biological process: microtubule-based movement. The record is from RefSeq and is a predicted model, not a curated record. Gene Ontology annotation, cellular component: axonemal dynein complex. Gene Ontology annotation, molecular function: ATP binding; ATP hydrolysis activity; minus-end-directed microtubule motor activity.